Molecule: messenger RNA, 1509 nt
Organism: Colletotrichum lupini
Lineage: Eukaryota; Fungi; Ascomycota; Sordariomycetes; Glomerellales; Glomerellaceae
Exons: 6
Coding region: 1-1509 (502 amino acids)
Molecular function (GO): N,N-dimethylaniline monooxygenase activity; NADP binding; flavin adenine dinucleotide binding
Source: RefSeq, a predicted model, not a curated record
AUGGGAGGCGAACGGAAGAUCAAGUCUGUAGCCAUUAUUGGCGCGGGCGCUGCGGGUGCUGUUACCGCUGCAGCUUUUCAAGCGGAAGACUACUUUGAAAGAAUCCAGGUAUUCGAAAGAAGAGAGUCCGCGGGCGGAACAUGGAUCUACGACCCAAGUCCAUCAGAGCUACCUCCACUCCAACCCGGAAGCCUCCCGCCCGAUGUCGAUCCCGCAGUGGAGAUCCCGGGCGAGCUUCCCCAGGUCAAGCCCCAUAGUCAACAAGAACGCUACUCGCAGACCCCGAUUUAUCACUCAUUGACAACCAAUGUCCCUGACAUUGCGAUGUCAUUUUCGGAUUCCAGGUUCGCUUACGGACCAUUUGCGCCGCAUUGGAUUCCACGACAAUAUAUUGAGAACUACUUUUCCCUGCACAAGACCGACUCAAUACUGGUACUAAACACCACAGUUGAGGAUGUGACAAGAAUUCCGGCCAAAGACAGGCCCGAGCAGUGGAGGUUGACUCUACGCAAGUUUGACGCUGCGCGUAACGUCGACGUUUGGUGGCAAGAGGUGUUUGAUGCAGUAGUUUUCGCCAACGGCCACUACUCGGUACCCUAUGUUCCUCACGUCAAGGGUCUGGACGAGUACAUCAAGAGAUUUCCGGGCCGCGUCGUGCACUCCAAGACCUACCGCACCCCACAACCUUAUACCGGAAAGAAAAUUGUUACCAUCGGAAACUCCGCAUCUGGCCAUGAUGUGACAGAAGAGCUGGUUCAGACAGUCCGUAUCCCCGUUUAUCAGUCCCGGAGGUCCAAGUCCCGCUGGGAUGGCGACGAACCGCCUCCGGGCAUCGCUUGGAAACCGAUUAUCAAGGAGUUUCGUCUCGACGGGCGUGUAAUUUUUGAAGACGACUCAUACCUCGACGAUGUCGAUCACAUCAUCUACUGCACAGGCUAUAAACCCUCUUACCCUUUCUGGAACUCGGAAGCCAAUGGAGGAAGAGCCUUGUAUGAUUAUAAAAGUGGGAAGCUUAUCAAGACUUUCUGGCAUACCUUCUUCCAAGAUUUCCAGACGUUGGGGAUUGUUGGUAUGCCAAGGGUUCUCACGUUCAGGAGUUUUGAGUAUCAGGCCAUCGCAUUGGCAAGAGUGUUUUCUGGCAGAGAGUCCGUUGCAUUGCCGUCCCUUGAGGAACAGGAGCGAUGGGAGAGGGAAAGGGAAGAGCUCGAAACUGGCGAGACGUUUGAGUGGCUCAACUGGCUGUUCCGUGUCGCCGGUCUUCCGACGCUAAGGGGCAAGGGGCGGACGCCGCCUGUACUUUCCGAGGAGCUAAUUUGGGCGGUCGAGCAUCUGAGGAAAUAUCCCGAGCCUGGGAACCCGGAUAAUGAUGAUGAUGAGAAUCAGCGGAACCACAAAGGAGCGCAGAGUCCGAGUCUUCACGAGGAAAGUCAUCAACAAGACGAGCAAGGACAUAAGGGAAAGUGGAAGCUGGCUCAGAGGCCAAAGAAGGACCUACUGGAGUUUAUUUAA